This is a messenger RNA of Cooperia oncophora, 447 nucleotides long. NCBI's taxonomy places the organism in Eukaryota, Metazoa, Nematoda, Chromadorea, Rhabditida, Trichostrongylidae. The record is from the annotation of a GenBank genome assembly.
AUGAAGUCACUGCGAUUGGGAUUUGGUGCUGUCAUUGUACUCGCUUUCAUUUUUACCCUGGUCGCACUGUUCACACCUGGAUGGAGGAGCUAUUCGUCGAAGGCCUCACACGAGAAAGUCACACUUGGUCUCGUCAUUGUCGCCUGUAUUAUGCAGUUUAUUGCCAUAGGAUGUUUCUUCGCGUUGUUCUCCGACCGCCUUCGAAUGGGCGUUCCAACUGCCGGAAUCUGUGCAUUUGCCUUUCUCUGUCUAUUCAUAGCAAUCCUGGUAUUCGGAGUUCGUUAUAAAAGCAAAGUCGCUUAUAUGACGUCAAUCUCCUAUGAACUGAUCGCCAACGUUCAUUUGGGCUACUCAUACUGGCUCGCCGUAGUUGGAGCGUUGUUCACUCUGCUCGCAGCCUUGAUCGCUGGCGGACUGGUCGGCACUCCGCACGUACCUUUUGAAUAG